Molecule: messenger RNA, 2481 nt
Organism: Capsaspora owczarzaki ATCC 30864
Lineage: Eukaryota; Filasterea; Ministeriida; Capsasporidae
Product: synovial apoptosis inhibitor 1
Exons: 7
Coding region: 31-2439 (802 amino acids)
Cellular component (GO): cytoplasm
Source: RefSeq, a predicted model, not a curated record
UUCUUUUAUUGUUGUUGUUGUUGGUGUUGAAUGGCGAUUCUGUCUGCGCGCGUUGGUGUGGCUGUGACUGCCAUUACAGCACUCGCGCUGACCGACGUCUUCCGCGAGCACCAAUGGCAGUUCUAUCCUUCCGUCGUUCGACUGUCCAAGAGCAGCCCUUACAUGACGCUCAUCUUUGUCCAGUUGCUCGUCUUCCUCUUCAUCUUUGGCGCCAUCCUCUGCAAGAUCUUCUUUGGUCAAAUCCGUCCGAUCGAGAGCGAACAUCUCUACGAACGCUCGUGGUUUGCGUGGACGGAGGCCUGUCUCGUCAUGACCGUCUUCCGUGAAGAGUUCAACGUUCGCUUUGUUGCCUUCUUCACAGUGCUUCUGUUUGUCAAGUCGUUCCACUGGCUGGCCCAGGAGAGGGUCGAUUAUAUGCAACAAAGCCCAGUCAUCUCAAAGCUCUUCCAUUUGCGUAUCAUCUCUGUGACGUUGCUCCUGGCUGCGGUGGACUCUGCGUUCAUUCUCUACGCUGUCGAAGAGCUGCUUGCCAAAGGCAUCACCAUGCAGAUCAUGUUUGGAUUUGAGUACGUUGUGCUUGGAAUUUUGCUCUUCUCGACGUUUGUCAAGUACGUCCUGCAUAGCAUCGAGUCGCGCCGCGAAAACCCAUGGGACGAAAAAUCGACCUACUUGUUCUAUCUUGAGCUUGCAUGUGACUUUGUCAAGCUCAUCCUGUAUCUCAUGUUCUUCUUUGUCAUUGUGCAAAACUACGGUUUGCCAAUCCACAUCUUCCGCGACCUGUACAUGACCUUCCGCUCGUUCAUGCGCCGCAUGCGUGAUUUCUUCCGCUUCCGCCGCGCAACCGCCAACAUGAACGAGCGCUACCCAGAUGCCACGCGCGAGGAGCUGGCUGCUGUUGAUAAUGUUUGCAUUAUUUGUCGCGAAGAAAUGACCGCCGCCAAGCGGUUGCCUUGCGGCCAUGUCUUCCACCUUCACUGCCUGCGCUCGUGGCUCGAGCGUCAGCAAACCUGCCCUACGUGCCGCGCUCCCGUUCUGGAAGGUGCGCCGGGAGCACCGCAACAGGGCGCAGCCCCUGGACAAGCCGGCGUCGCCGCUCCACCAGGUGCUGCUGCGGCUGCUGCUGGUGCUGUUCCGGGUCGGCCAGCUGCGGCGGGAGUCGUCGGUGCGCACGCCCAAGCUGCGCCCGCUCCAUUACCGCGCGCCGUUCAUCCAGGCGCUCCAGCCGAUGUGGCUGUACCACGCCCUGCCGGUGCAGUCUCUGCUGCAGCUAAUCCUGCUCAGGGGCUGGCUCCGCAGCCGUCUACUACGGCUGCAGCUUCCACGAGCACUGCUCCUUCUGCUGCUGCCGCCGCCGCCUCCACGUCCGGCGCCGUUCCUGCAACACCCGCCGCAUCUGCAGUGCCGUUGGGACAGUUCGGAUCUGCAACGCCUCACAUCGUUCAUCCAACACACCCGGCAUUCACUCCAUUCGUUCAUGCUCCGCCAAACCUCAGCGCGCCUCCGCUCGUCGCACCAUCGCCGUUCUUGCCUCCACAACAGGCCUUGCAUCCUGGCGCGUUUGGUCCGCUUGCUCACUUGCCAGGAGGUGCGUUUGGCCCGCCUUUUGCACCUGCUCCUGGACUUUUCGGCGGAAUGUGGGGUGCCGCGACUCCGCUUGGGACCUUGCCGCCUGCCAGUCAGCUGGAACACCUUUCGACCGAACAUCUUCAAUUGCUCGAGGGCAACGAGCGCACAAGUCUGCUCGCACGCCUCGAGCAUCUUCGAACGCUGCAGCGCUACAUUGAUGCGCUCGUGUUGAAUUUCGCCUUAUAUGAGUCUGUUGCUCCUCCCAGGGCACCUUUGCCACACAUGCCUCCAGCAGUAGCAGCAGCACCCGCGCCUGCAAGUACGUUCCAAGCCCAACCUUCUUCUCAGUCGUCGGUUCAUCCCGGCGGCCUUUUUGCAACUCCAACCGCAGCCGCUCGCCCCGCCCCACCACCAACUGGCCCUCUGGCUGCUACUAGUGCUGCACUCUCUACCGACUUGUUUGCGGAUAUAAACCGCAAGGAGCCUGCUGCAGUGCCGGAAGCUGCUGCUGUGUCGGAAGCUGCUGCUGUGUCGGAAGCUGCUGUCUCGCCUUCGCUUCCUCCAACAUCAAAUGCUGUCGAGAGUGCAUCGCUAGCGACGCCUGCAUCGUCCUCCGGGAUAGCUGGGACAGCAGCCGCUGCCCCGACCCUCAAAAUUCCAGAGGCCUCUGCUUCACAACCAGUAUCUACUUCUUCGGUUUCGUCUCCCUCGGCAGCCGCUGAUCCAGAGCCCGCUAGUCCCAGUCCGGCUACAGCCGCUACCGAACCUGCUGCCACACCCUCCACUCCAACUCCAGACGAGGUGAUGCGCCAGCAACGGCUCCGGCGCUUUGCGUCCGCCAAUUCGCCACCUUCCACUUCUCUCAAUGAAUAAUGUGCCGAGCCGCUCUCAACAAUACAUGAUUUCGACUUGCUA